Vigna angularis (adzuki bean) is the source of this 4349-nucleotide messenger RNA. RefSeq lists its product as uncharacterized. The transcript is spliced from 8 exons. NCBI's taxonomy places the organism in Eukaryota, Viridiplantae, Streptophyta, Magnoliopsida, Fabales, Fabaceae. Bases 2188 to 3999 code for a protein of 603 amino acids. Gene Ontology annotation, biological process: transposition. The record is from RefSeq and is a predicted model, not a curated record.
UUUAUAGCAUAACUUCACAUUAUUUCAGUUAACUACUAUGACUCUGACUGAGCUUGGGACCCUAAUCUCGACAGUUGUCAGUUUUGUGCGAGGUCCAUUUGUGAAGCAAAGAAAUUAAAGCAUGCCAUAAUUUAAGGUAAUCUGCAAGUUCAUGUUUCUACAGCAGCAACAGCUGGUUAUCCAACAAUUAAAACUCAAAAUACAGUUUCAGUUAUUUUCAAUUCGCAGUACAAGUUUAACCAAAAAAGAACAAAAAUAUCAUGAAGUGAAAAGCAUAAACUAAAUUUUUUGCCAUGCUAGUUAUAAUCUUAUGGGCAUUUACAAUUGAGGUAAAGAAGGGUAAGGUACAGUUUUUGGACUCGACGAGAUUUUAUAUUCAUUGGGUUGGUGUCUCUCUGUGUGGCAAAUAGCUAGUGUUGUGAUGGGUGAACGAUUGUUAUGGAGUUCAACUCUCCGGCAGUAUUUAAAGCCAUUUACAUUGACAAGUGCAAGGUAAUUAGCUGACUUUAAAUAGUUCAUGAUGAUGCUUUAGAUAUAGGCCUAAGAAUGAGGACAAAUAAUUGUAGUAGUACGGUGUUGAUUCUGUACACAAAUCUAGACCUAAGAAUUAGGAGGAAUAAUUCUCUCUAAAAUUGCUAUAGCUGCAAACGAUAAGAAAAUAUAACAAGAUCCUAAAUCUAGUUGUACAAAUCAGAAUUGUGUGAUUCUAAUUUCACUAUCAUUGACAGACAUGACCUAUUUCCCAAAUUGUAGGAUCUUUCAUCCAGGGCCAUCUCUAGGCCAUGUACAUUAUUCCACUCUGUGAGCCUCCAAUGAAUCUCUAUAUUCAAAUAAAGAUGAGGGAAUACAUUUAUUAUUUUAGAGAAAAUGUUUGCAGGAAUGUCUUAUCGUAUGAGCUUUUAAGCAAGGCAGUAGGAGAAAUCAAUUUUAUUAUAUAACUCUAAUGCCAGCGUAAAUGUCACCACAUAACUGUAGCCCUUAAAAAUACUUUGUUUGUGCUUUUUAUUUUAUUCCUAGUUUCAUAUGAAAUAGAUGAUGACUAGCAAAUUAAGAACACGUGCAUUGGGGAUGCAGGCAAUUGUAACCAACUUGAGCAUGGCCAAUGAAAUCAGAAUAUCGUCAUUUCAGUAAAAUGCUGUAUUCUUUUCUGAUUAUUCUAUGCAAACAAUUAUUUUUCUCUUUGAUAGAAUCUCCUUGCUUCUGCUCUACUAUCCAAGCGCUCAGCGUCUUUUCUCCAUGCUUAGCCUUUUUAAUCUGUUUGAUAGCAGUUCUAUUCUGUUUUGACCGUUAUUGCUUCUUUUUCUUUUAUAUAGUGUCUUUUGCCUUCCACUUGGCAGGAUGUAAUUAUAAAUUCAUGAAUAAUAUUUCUUCUUCUCUUACUCCUUUCAUCUCUUUUUCUCUCCUACCUAUUCUGUUUGUCAAACCCCUGCAAUACCAUGUUCUGCGGAAUUUGUUUGUUCUUGAUUUACAGUUUUCAACCAUCCUUGCACUACCAUGUUGUGAAGAACUCAGCUUACUAGGGGUUCAAUCCACCCAGAAUAACAACGAUGAUUUCUCCACCAGUAAUGGUGCUCCCCCUGAUAGAACUGCAACCAACAGCCUAUUGUACUCGCAUUUCUAAGGUGGAAUUCCAUCGGUUUGAUGGUAAGAAUAUUAAAGAAUGGUUGUAUAAGUGCACUCAGUUCUUUUCUGUGGAUGGCACAACAGAAACUUCUAAGCUCAACGAUUUGGUGAAGUUUAUGAUGACCCACUCAAUGUUCUAAUUCAAGUGAAACACACAGGCAAGAUACAGGAAUAUGUGGAUGAUUUCGAGCUAGCCUUAGGCAGCCCUUCUUGCUGAGUGCUCUUUGAGCAUAUUCUUCUGUACUCAGGAACAUGAAACCCAGAUGAUAUUCAAGAUUAUAUUAACCAUAACCUAAGAAAUAUGAUGAUAAUGCACCUACAUAGUUGGAGACAACUGCAAAUUAGUGCCAAAUUUUAUGAAAAUAAAGAUUUGAGUCUUAUUGACUAACUAUUAAUCAAUCUUUAACAAAAAGUGUCUUCUUGAAUGGAAUUGUGUCAUGUCAUACGUAAUUGAGGGUUGGGUUUUUCUAUUGUUUUAUUGACAUCACUUAUCUUGUUUAUUAAUUUCUAACAUUUGAAAAAAAAAAUUACCUCUGUUUCAGUAAUUUUAGAACUGAGCUGAAAAUGGAAGAGCCUACACACCGAACAUGGAUGUAUGCUAGGCUGCUUCCUAGACGAAAAGGUUAUAGAAAAAUUUUUUUAGAAGGUGUCAAAGAGUUUAUUGAUUUUGCUUGUCGACAACCACAAUAUUUGAAUGAAGGUGUGAUAAGGUGUCCAUGUAAGGUAUGUAAAAAUGAAAAGGAUUUAGUCCCAAGCACAGUAAAUACUCACAUUCGUGAGGAAGGGUUUGCACCAAAAUAUUGGUACUGGACGUUCCAUGGAGAGAAAGUUCCUCAUAAUAAAGAUGAUGUUGAAAUGAAUUCUAUGAGUAAAAAUACAUCAGAGUUGUCUGCUGCUAUUACAAUGUUAAACAUGUCACAAGCUUGCUUCGAUGAUCAACCUCAACUCAUUCAAACUCAACCUCAACCUCAACCUGAGUCUAUUCAAUCUCAUUCUCUAGCUCAGUCUCAAUUUCAUUCCACCCAACCAACUCAACCUCCAAUCCAAUCACAAUGUCAUGGCACCCAACCUACACAACCUCAACCUCAAAACCAAUCUGAACACAUACCUACCAAAGUCCUUCAUUUGGAAGAAUAUCCAAUGGUCAAUAAAGCCCAAACUUCUUCAUCUAGUCAAGUCAGUGAAGGCAAUACUGGAAACAAAAUCAUGAUACUCCCAGAAGGGGAUGGGUUUGAUCAACAUAAGUUGGUGGUUCGAACAAUUGCUUCCAUCAUUCGUACUAACUUGGAGGAGGCAAAACCAUCAUGGAAACAAUUAUCUCUAGGUCAAAGGAAUUUGUGGUUUAAUAUAUUUAAAUCAAAGUUCACAUGGCCACCUCAAUACAAGGACAUGGUGCGACGCAACUUUGAGAAGAGGGGUUCAGCUAAAAUGACUCAAUUAAUGCAAGAUGUUCGGAAAAAUUUAAAUCAAAAACCAACUUGGAUGGAAAAUGAUGUGUGGGAACUAUUGAAAGAACAUUGGGGUUCCUCAAAUUUUAAACAAAAGUCUGAAAUAAAUAAAAGAAAUCGUGAGUCUAUGGAUGGUGCAUCACUUCACACCGGAGGAUCAAUUCCUCAUCGUUUGCAUUGGAAGAGAAUGAAAGAGGCAAAAGGGACAGAUCCAUCAUUGGUGGAGUUUUAUUUUCGUACUCAUCGAAAGAAAAAAGAUCAAAGUUGGGUGGGUCCUCAUGCAGAAUCCGUUUAUGAUAAAUUUUUAAAGAAGAAGUUUGAGUUGUCUUCGAUGAGUUCAAAAGUUAUAUCGGGGGAGGAGGUUGCUGAUAGUCAACCAACUAAAGAUCAAAUGCCAUCUGAUUUCGAUGUUUGGGUAGAUUCAGUUGGAAAGAAAAAGGGGAGGAUCUUUGGCCUUGGAACCGUAGGCAACGCAUUAUUUACAUCCUCAAGUCAACCAUUGAAGCUUUCUGCCAAUUCAGAGGAGGUUGAUAUUUUAAGAAAUCAAAUCCAAGAAUUAAAUGAUUCACUGCGAAGACAAGAGCAAGAGAAACUAAAUAUGAGACAGGAGUUGACUCAGACCAAAAAACAAGGAUCCAUAGGCAAAACAUUAUUAACAUCUCCUAGUCAACCGAUGAAGCUUUCUGCAAAUUCAGAGGAGAUUGAUGAACUAAGAAAUCAGAUUAAGGCAUUAAAGGAGUCUUUACAAAUACAACAACAAGAAAAACUAGAAAUGAAGCAGGAGUUAAUUCAGACCAAAAAACAAGUAUUUGCUUUAAUGCAGCACUUAGGAUUUUUUGGUUCUUCAACAGUUCCAUCGUCAUCACCUCAACACAGCAGUAUAAAUGAGGACAAUGGUAGUGACACUGUUAGUGAUCAUAUCCAGUAGAGUUAUAUUUGAUAUCUUGCUACAUUCUCUUAAGGUCAUGGUCUACUCAGAGCCAUAGUGUACUUCAGCUUCUUGCUAGAUCAUGUAGAAAACCUUUACUUUUUCUUUGUUCAUUGACGUAUGUAAACAGCACUUUGUCAGACUGUCAUUAGAUUCAUUCUUUGGUAUGACAGUAGACCUUGGGCUUAGUAUAUUUUUCAAUACUGGCUCAAUGAUGGAGAGAGGAUCUCAAGUAGCAUUUUUUGUCGCCGAAAUUGGCUAUUCGAAUUGGAUCAUUUCUUUGUGCAGAGUGCUCCUGCUGUUGUAACCAAAUUCACAUGGCUAAUUCAACAUUUUUCUCUUUUCUCUCA